This is a messenger RNA of Pantherophis guttatus, 3433 nucleotides long. The record is from RefSeq and is a predicted model, not a curated record. Lineage: Eukaryota; Metazoa; Chordata; Lepidosauria; Squamata; Colubridae.
UCCAACUCAGCUGGCAGCUAUUUCAGAUCUGUGGAAGGCUCCAGCAUUAACUGGCCCCUGGAGUUUUGUCUUUCAUCACUAUGCAAACAAAUAUCAGAUUUAUUUGUUUCUUCAGCCGCAGGUGUUGUAUAUUCCCUCUGGGGCCAAUUUGAAGCAUGGAUCCCAAACCUCUCAAUUCUAGAUGAUGGAUUUAAUUCCAUCUCUGCCCCUGUUAUUAUGAAUCACAUGGGGAUUAUUUCCCUUUCAUUUCCCUCCAGAGAAUUUCCCAACAAUCUCCAAGUCCAAGAACUACUUGAAUUAUCCAGGGAUCCCUCCUGAGAGGGAGAAUUAUGAUAAAAGUUUCAGCUCUGCUCUUUGGCUGAAUCCUCCAGGGGAGACUUUGGGCACAGAAAUAUGGAGUUUUGGGACAGGCAGAGUCUGUGCUCUUGAAUGUAUGUCUCUCUCCUUUCCAGGUGAAGCUGAGUGUUUCUCUGUGUUUGAAGAAGGAAAGCAACUGGAUAUUCCACCUUGUGAGAGUCCUUUGAUUCUUCUAAAUCUUCUUUAGAAAUAGGAAAGAGAUUGACUGAUUGAUCCAUGAAUUAUGGACCUCCUGCUUCUGCCUCUGAUGCUGCUUUUGUCCCAUUCAGUCUCUGGGAAGCUGAGAAUGAAAUGCCAGCUGAGUUUGGAGAACCAGAAUGGAAAACAACCACAGAGCUACUACAGACCAGGAGACCAUCUCAUUGGACUUCUUACGAAUUUUUUUCUUGCUUACUAUUCAUUUUCAACAUUCAACUGGCCAACAAGAAUUCCCAUCUCUUGCACAAUCUCACACUUGGCUACAACAUCCAUAACAACUAUGGGAGCACUUUCCACACUUCAGAUGCCUUGCUGGACAUGCUCUCCACUGGAGAAGCCAAUGUCCCCAACUACAGCUGUGGAAGGAAGGAGAACCUCCUGGCUCUUCUUGAUGGAGAGAAGAGAGAGAUCUCCAUCCAAACGUCAACAUUAAGAGGCACCUACAAAGUCCCGCAGAUCAGUCAUGACAUUGCUUCAGAGGCUCUGAGUGAUAAAAGUCAAUUCCCCUUUUUCCACCAUAUUCUCCCCAAAGAAGGAUUCCAGUACCCAGCAAUUGUCCACCUGCUCCUCCAUUUCAGAUGGACCCUGAUUGGUCUCUUUGCUUCUGACACAGAGAAGGGAGAGAAUUUCAUGAGGAUUGUUACUCCUGUGCUUGUCAGGAAUGGAAUUUGUGUGGUUAUAUCACAACGAUUCUCAACAACUGGAUACACAACAGCCCUCAGGGAUUCCCUCUCUAAGUGGAGACAAAUCAACGUCUUUGUUCACUUCAUGGAAAUGGAUUCCAUUUGGGGCAGAAUUCUUCCUUUCCAUUUAACAUUUAUGCGUCUGCCAGGACCCAUUGAAGGGAAAGUCUGGAUCCUCACAAAUUUGAUAGGGUAUAAAAUGAACAAACGCAGACUUCUCAAAUACAUCCAUAGUAUUUGGAACUUUGGUUAUCUGGCAAAAGAAAGGCCAAAAGAUUCUGCCUUUGAACCCCGUUUCUUUGUGGAAGGAAAGUUUCAAGAUUAUUAUUUCCGCUGUUCUCUUUCAAAGAACGUCUUUUCUGUCAAAGGACGCAGAAGAUGCACCCAGAAAGCCCCACUGGAGUCCCAGGAGAAAAGGAACAAGAUGUGGGGCCCAAAUUACUACCAUCAUUACAGUAUGAUGAAGACUCUGGCCCAGGCCUUAAAUGCCGCUUAUUCCUCCAGAUUGAGGAGGGGAAGGAAGGGGGGAGAAAAGACUUUGGGGUCUCCAACGCUGCAGCCGUGGCAGUCCCUGCCUCAGUCCAAAUGUGUGGAAAGUUGUCAUCCUGGAUUUGUCAAGAGGGCUCGAGAAGGAGAGCCAGUUUGCUGCUACGACUGCGUUCCUUGUCCGGAGGGGACCUUCUCCACUCAGGAAGAUACCGAAAAAUGCACCAAGUGCCCAGAUUAUAAAUACCCAAAUAAGGACCGAGUUCAAUGUAUCCCCAAAAUUAUAACCUUCCUGUCUUAUGAAGAACAUCUGGGCAUCAUCCUGGUUUCUUUUGCCCUUCUCUUCUUCCUAACCACAGGCCUUGUUUUAAUCAUCUUUAUUAGAUACCGAGAAACUCCCAUUGUCAAAGCCAACAACCGGGACCUCUCCUACAUCCUCCUGGUCUCCCUCCUGCUUUGCUUCUUGUCUCCUUCUCUCUUCAUUGGUCAACCAAGGAAAGCCACCUGCCUUCUCCGACAAAUGGUUUUCAGCACCAUCUUCUCAGUUGCCGUUUCUUCUCUCUUGGCCAAAACCAUCACGGUGGUGCUGGCUUUCCUGGCCACAAAACCAGGAAACCGAGUGAAGAGAUGGUUGGGGAAGAGCUUGGCCAACUCCAUCAUUCUUUGUUCUUCUGCUGUCCAAAUUCUCAUCUGCUCUAUCUGGCUGGGAGUUUCUGCCCCCUUCCCUGACUCUGACCUCCACUCCCAGCCUGGAGAGAUCAUCCUGCAAUGCAACGAAGGGGCCGUUGUCAUGUUCUACGUCACCCUCAGCUACAUGGGCUUCCUGGCUGCCAUCUGCUUCACGGUGGCUUUCCUGGCCAGGAACCUGCCUGGGGCCUUCAACGAAGCCAAGCUGAUCACCUUCAGCAUGCUGGUCUUCUGCAGUGUCUGGGUGACUUUUGUGCCCACCUACCUGAGCACCAAAGGGAAAUACAUGGUGGCUGUGCAGGUCUUCUCCAUCCUGGCCUCCAGUGCUGGUCUGCUGGGCUGCAUCUUCAUCCCCAAGUGCUACAUUAUCCUUCUGAGGCCAGACCUCAACACAAAGGAGCAGCUCACAGCCAGAACAAAUGUAAAAACAUGAGAUAUAACACCAUUGUGAUAUUGAAAGAAUUGUUAAAAGUUUCUUUUAUUUGAAAGGAGAUAUUAAUUCUUUCCAUUUAGAUAGUAUGCAGGAAAAGAAAAUCAUAUCUAUAUGUUUCAAAAUGGGAUUGUUGAAUGACUGGAAUUCUUCUAGCUCUCUUCCCUUUCAGCUCAAUAAAGAGAACUCUGUAAGAGUCAUUCAGUGAAAUUUGCUGUUCAGCAACAGCUACUGAAUGUGACACCUUAUAAAAAAUAAUUUGGGCACUUGUUCCUACAGCUAAAAGUGUGUGUGAGAGAGAGAGAGCAGGAAAAGAGGCCAGGAGGAAGCUGUGGGAACCAGCCUGGUUGCCUGAUCCUCUCCGUGAGAAUGAUGGAAUGAUGUGAAAUGCCAUGUUUGACUGGCUCUCAGCUGGGGAGGGAAAUCUUCAUCCCUCUUAUAUAAUUCUUUCUUGAUUUCCUCAUAAAAACCUCCUUUGCAGAAAGUGUUCAGCAGAAGAGCUUCUGGGAUUUCAGUUUGGGAUUGGUUUGGGGUUUUUUUCGUAUGUGCUUCACACCAAAUUAAUAAAUAAAUAUUAAAGUGUAUUAAGAAA